UUUCAGAUCUCGACGGCGGAGCGACAGGUGUUCGACUUCAUGGGCUACAUGUGGCUCCCCAUCAUCGCCAACUUCUUCAACUUCAUCUUCGUCAUAUUUGGCUUCUUUGGUGGCUACCAGUACAAGACAAAAUAUAUCAUAAUUUACCUAGUAUGGCUACUAGUAUGGAUAGGGUGGAAUGUGUUUGUAAUCUGCUUCUAUCUCAACGUUGGGAUUCUGGACAACAGAAAAGACUGGCUGAACUUCGGAACGGGCAGUGCUUCCUGGUGGGAGGUUAAUGGAAUAGGAUGUCGAGCUGUUUAUUCAACAAAUCUCACAGAUGUAGAUAUUCUACGACCGAUUAGACCUCUACAAGUUAAUGACUGCUUAGUGGACUACAUCUAUGUUGAAACUAUACAUGCUGGUGUUCAGUGUGCUUUUGCGGCCUUGGGAUUGUGUGUGUCAAUUUAUCUCCUGAAAGUUUUUUCUGAGGAAGAUGACAGCUUUGACUUUAUAGGCGGGUUUGAGCAGGGCGUGACGGGUAACACAUCUGUCCAGCCCACAUAUGCCAGGUAUUACUGCCUUUGCGGGGUGCCUGUCUCCCUCGGUUCCCCUCUGUCUCAUGGGCCAAAAGUCCUGCAUGGCCGUCUACACCACCACCACCACCACCACCAUGUUCAUCACCAUCAUCCGAACCCCCUCCCAUCUGCUGGAACCUCCUCACUCUAUUUCCCACAGUCAGCUGACUUGUGGGCGUACAAGCUCCCUUGCAUUUUUGAUCAUGCCUUGGGAUUGUGUGUGUCAAUUUAUCUCCUGAAAGUUUUUUCUGAGGAAGAUGACAGCUGCAAAGCUAAGAGCAGACCGACUUCAAUUUAUUCAGUUGAAUAUAGCCCCCAGCGUGAAGGUAGUGAGUCUCCAGACUUAGGGCUUGAAGAGGGCCCAUAUCAACAACCUAUGACUCCCCGACGAGUCAAACGCCAGAGCCGACAUCGAGCUUCUGGCCGGUCGCAAACUCGCAGCACACAAGGAAGGGGAUCCCAGCGCUCCCGAAGACAUCAGUAUCUUAACCCUGUGAAUAGACUCAUGGACAAGGCCAAUGAGUCUUCCACAAGCACUGACUCAUAUCACCCAGCGCCUGGUUCAAGGCCUCCCACCGGGGGACGGCAGGGUCAUUCCAACCCUAUGUACGUCCACUCCCGGCCAAAUUCCACUUACUCUAUGAACAGUUCACCCCCAGGCCAAGACCCAAUGGAACGGCCACCCUCUGUCCAUUCCUCAUAUUCCAAUUACCAUGGUCAACGGCCCUCGAUUAACCCCAAUCCAUAUGGCAGGCCACCUGUUCAGACAUUGACAGCUGGCAUGAUUGGUGGAUCUAAUCACCACCGAUCCAAUCGGUCCAUGAUGCAGCCAAAUGGACAUGUAAAUCCUACUGGAACUUUAGGCUCCAUUCGUAGUUCUGUUUACAGUAGCACUGGUACAAUGAGAUCUGAGAGGGAAAAACCUCCACCAUACAUGUUUGGUGUCAACUCAGAGACUGUCAUAUGACUAGACAGGACCGGACAGCAGUGAAGUCGUCCAAGUCAUUGCCUGCUGUCCAGUGUGGCACACAGUAGCUUUAGUUCACUUUGUGCCUUUUGGUCUUUUCUACUGCAGUGCUAAGGUGCACUUUUAUCCUUUUUUUUUUCUCUCUGAAACAUUUGUUUAUCAUAUGUGAUGAAUGUCCUCAUUCCUUGUUUCAAUAUUCUUUUCUUGUUUUUUAGAAUGUGAGUCUAUGUCUGUGAUGAUCCAAAGAUAUAUGUAAUGUGAAUAUAUUCAGUUUCUGUAUUUGCUCACAUGCAUACCAUAGGACUGUGUUCAUAAUCCUAGCUUCUUGCACAACCUCUUAAUUUCUCAGUACUUUUACUUUUAGAUACCAAACGCUUUGAAAUGUCUUCUACAAUGCACAGUAGCUUAAGGUUGUACCUCUAACGCGUUAACCUUUAAGGUGGGUAUGAGCCACUGCCGUCUUUACAGUCACUGCCAGCAGUAUAUAAGACAAUAUUGUGUCUAAGUCACAUUAUUAAGUACUAAUGAUGUUUGGCUCACUGUGAUAGAAGCCAGCAUUUUUGUACUUGAUUACAUUUAUUACUCUGUGGAAUUGAAAUACUGUGUAGACAUUACUUUUAGUGUAAAAUGUGCAUGUGAUAUCCAUAAGAAUUGGAAAACUAUUUAUUGACUUUGUCUUGUGAUGAUUGUAAUAUAUUUUAUGUUUUGAUUUUAAACUCAUUUUCUUCAUAUCUUUACUCAGAAACAGUAGCAGUAUUUUCAACUUUACUUCCUCCAUAGAUUUGGAGGAAUAUGAGGGGAAAGUAAUGAUAAUACCUUUAAAUUAAAUGUAAAUUAUUUAAGACUUACAAAAGUGUAAUGCUUUCCCAGGCUUCAACAGACAUUUUGGGUUUCUUUUAAUAUUUUUGAAUGGUAAUUUACAAGAACAGUUGUUUUCCUAUAUAAUCCUGCAGUGGUUAUCUAAAUUGCCUGGACUACAAGUUAUGACAUCUGGCUUAGUUGUCAGGAAAUGAUGAUGAUCAGAUAACUUCCAGAGGGAAUUAUUUGCCAUGAUUUAUAAUAUAUGUAUACACACCUCACUAGAGCAUUACAUGUAUGCAGACUCACAUAAGCACAUCUAGAGGAUACAUGACUUCACUCUGAAUUAGUGUAGGAAGCACAUAUUUUCUUUUGUAACAAUCAUUUGAAGAAAUACAUUUUGUCUCUUAAGUAUUUUGUGUGUAAAAAUUGGCUGCAUUUAUAAUCAAAGUUUGGUUUUGAUAUCAGAUGCCAAAUGAUUUAUGAUCUCAAGUGAACCAGAAAGUUUAAUAAUUGAUGCAAACUUUUAAAAAUCUUUCUGGCUUUUUCUCCCACUGCUGAAAGUAAUGUUUCAGCUAUGCACGUGUAAAUUGUAAAUAUAUGUAAAUGUGUACAGUUCUGAAUAUUUUAUGUAAAUAAAGCCACUUUUCAGUGUAUCUCUAUGGAAUAUUGAAUGAUAA
This is a messenger RNA of Penaeus indicus, 3002 nucleotides long. RefSeq lists its product as uncharacterized. Lineage: Eukaryota; Metazoa; Arthropoda; Malacostraca; Decapoda; Penaeidae. Gene Ontology annotation, biological process: regulation of sodium ion transport. The transcript is spliced from 9 exons. The annotation marks the transcript as partial. The record is from RefSeq and is a predicted model, not a curated record.